ACAUCUUAUCCUGCUGAACACAAAAAAUUAAAUGGGUUUCAAUUUGAUAGGGAGCUCCAUUUUUGCAAUGAUUUUCAUAAUUGGUGUGACUGAAGCUACAAAUUACACGGUUGGUGACAGCUUCGGAUGGAGCGUUCCCAGCAGCAAGAGUUUCUAUACAGACUGGGCUAGCACCAAGAAAUUCUUCGUUGGUGACAAUCUUAUUUUCAACUGGAACGGGAAUCAUUCGAUAAAAAUUACGAUGAAGACUAUUGACUACGAGAGUUGCAAUUCCAGCUGGUUUGAUGCUCUCACGUACCUGGUCACAAAAAAUGGGACGGCUAUGUCUAUACAUACUAUUGAUGCUCCAAUUGGGUAUCGCUACUUUUACUGCAUCGUUGGUAAUCACUGUGAAUUAGGUCAGAAGUUUAGUAUCAACGUUCAGUCUCAUUCUGGUUCUUCUCCUGCUCCUGCUCCUGCACCCUCUUUCGGAAUCUUAUCUGCAUUUUUGUCUAGCUUGGCUGUGUAUUUCUUCACCCUUACCCGGUAGUUAGUUACUUUGACUGUGACUUGGAUGGUUGCAUUCUUUUGAUCUUAUAGGCUUGUUGGUUUUUUUUUCUCUUUUCUUGCUUUACAAUGAUUAUAUCAAUGUUCUAACCUAUGAUCUCAUGCAUAUUAUCUCAACCUCCCACCACUAGGUUAAUCCCAAUGGUUAGGCUUGUUGGGUUGUUUGUCAUUCAAUAAAUGUUGUAUUGUUUUUUAUUUUUAAGAAAAAUAAAUAAAUAAAUGUUGCACUACUACCUGCAACAUAUUAUAA
Molecule: messenger RNA, 796 nt
Organism: Glycine soja
Lineage: Eukaryota; Viridiplantae; Streptophyta; Magnoliopsida; Fabales; Fabaceae
Product: cucumber peeling cupredoxin-like
Exons: 2
Coding region: 32-529 (165 amino acids)
Cellular component (GO): plasma membrane
Molecular function (GO): electron transfer activity
Source: RefSeq, a predicted model, not a curated record